Messenger RNA from Metschnikowia bicuspidata var. bicuspidata NRRL YB-4993, 1638 nucleotides. Its product is annotated as sugar porter family MFS transporter. The coding region runs from base 1 to 1638 and encodes 545 amino acids. Gene Ontology annotation, cellular component: plasma membrane. The record is from RefSeq and is a predicted model, not a curated record. Lineage: Eukaryota; Fungi; Ascomycota; Pichiomycetes; Serinales; Metschnikowiaceae. Gene Ontology annotation, molecular function: carbohydrate:proton symporter activity. Gene Ontology annotation, biological process: carbohydrate transport; transmembrane transport. The transcript has a single exon.
AUGUCUCAAUCACAAGACGAGUUGCAGUCCAAACUGGGCGUUGAUACGCCGAUCAACGACUCCCUUUUCGAGGCGAAGGAGGAAAGCCCUCUUGCCGUCUUGCCCGAAAAGCAUUUCAAAGACUACAUUUCCAUUUCUGUGUUCUGCUUGUUUGUUGCCUUCGGUGGCUUUGUUUUCGGCUUCGACACUGGUACCAUUUCGGGUUUUGUUAACAUGUCAGACUUCACAACCAGAUUUGGCCAGCUCAAUGCUGAUGGAACUUACUACUUGUCCGAUGUCAGAACCGGUUUGUUGGUUUCUAUCUUCAAUGUUGGUUGUGCAGUUGGUGGAAUUUUUCUUUGCAAGAUCGCAGAUGUUUACGGCAGAAGAAUGGGUCUUAUGUUCUCGAUGGUUAUUUACGUUGUCGGUAUCAUUAUCCAAAUCUCGUCUACUACUAAGUGGUACCAAUAUUUUAUCGGUCGUCUUAUUGCCGGUUUAGCUGUCGGAACGGUUUCGGUUGUUUCUCCGCUUUUCAUUUCUGAGGUUGCCCCAAAACAGCUCAGAGGUACUCUUGUCUGUUGUUUCCAGUUGUGUAUUACCUUGGGUAUUUUCUUGGGAUACUGCACAACUUACGGUACAAAGUCUUACAGUGACUCCAGACAAUGGAGAAUUCCUUUGGGCUUGUGUUUUGCCUGGGCGUUGUUCUUGGUGGCUGGUAUGUUGAACAUGCCUGAGUCUCCAAGAUAUUUGGUGGAGAAAUCAAGAAUUGAGGAGGCCAGAAAGUCCAUUGCCAGAUCCAACAAGGUUAAUGAGGAGGACCCUGCAGUAUACACUGAGGUGCAACUCAUCCAAGCCGGAAUUGACAGAGAGGCUCUUGCUGGUAAGGCUUCUUGGGGCGAACUUAUCACUGGUAAGCCAAAGAUCUUGAGAAGAGUUAUCAUGGGUAUCAUGCUUCAAUCUUUGCAGCAAUUGACUGGUGACAACUACUUCUUCUACUACGGUACUACAAUUUUCCAGGCGGUUGGUUUGCAAGACUCUUUCCAGACCUCCAUCAUCUUGGGUAUAGUCAACUUCGCCUCGACCUUUGUUGGUAUCUAUGCCAUCGAGAGAAUGGGAAGAAGAUUGUGUUUGUUGACCGGUUCCGCCUGCAUGUUUGUUUGUUUCAUUAUCUACUCAUUGAUUGGUACCCAGCACUUGUACAAGGAUGGCUUUUCAAACGACCCUUCCAACACCUACAAGCCUUCAGGUGACGCAAUGAUAUUCAUCACUUGUCUUUACAUCUUUUUCUUUGCCUCGACCUGGGCCGGUGGUGUUUACUGUAUCAUUUCCGAAUCAUACCCAUUGAGAAUCAGAUCCAAAGCCAUGUCUGUGGCGACAGCCGCCAACUGGAUGUGGGGUUUCUUGAUUUCAUUCUUUACCCCAUUCAUCACGUCUGCCAUCCACUUUUACUACGGCUUCGUGUUUACUGGCUGCUUGUUGUUUUCGUUCUUCUACGUCUAUUUCUUUGUUGUUGAGACCAAGGGUCUUUCUUUGGAAGAAGUUGACAUUUUGUAUGCUUCCGGCACUCUUCCUUGGAAGUCAUCCGGAUGGGUUCCUCCUUCUGUGGAAGACAUGGCCAAAAACACUUUUGAAAGCAAGCCAACUGACGAGCACGUAUAA